Messenger RNA from Amoebophrya sp. A25, 453 nucleotides. Lineage: Eukaryota; Dinophyceae; Syndiniales; Amoebophryaceae. The record is from the annotation of a GenBank genome assembly.
CAUGAGGAUGGAAGCGGUCACUCUUGCAUACGAUGGACUACGAAGAUCGACUUUUUUUGAAAUUAGGGUGCUGCCAUGGAUGUCGAUUUAUUAUGACAGGAGGAAGCAAGCUCUUCAAGUAAGUACUCCUGAAGGACAAGGUAGGGCGCCGAUUAUGACAGGUAGGGUGCCUCUGUCCUGCUCUUGAAUUACUCCUGUACGACAAACUCGGAAAGCCUCGGAAUUUUUUCACAACCAGGGGCGAUGUUGAGCAGUUGUGUCAACCCCGCCAAGAUGAAGCACAAUAAGAAGCCACCGGUUCUGUCUCAUACUCUUUGGAGGAGCAUUUUCAUUGUUUCUUGUGUUGAACUUUGCUCCUGCAAGAACAGCCGUGCAUGCAGUUCUCGACGAAGCAUCUUCUACCAUAGACCACAGGUUAUCCAAGAAAAAUGUGCGUGCCCCCUCAUAUACGUG